This is a messenger RNA of Pristis pectinata (smalltooth sawfish), 759 nucleotides long. It is a transcript of the gene thoc7, whose product is annotated as THO complex 7. The coding region runs from base 67 to 678 and encodes 203 amino acids. The transcript has 8 exons. Gene Ontology annotation, biological process: mRNA export from nucleus; mRNA processing. Lineage: Eukaryota; Metazoa; Chordata; Chondrichthyes; Rhinopristiformes; Pristidae. The record is from RefSeq and is a predicted model, not a curated record. Gene Ontology annotation, cellular component: THO complex part of transcription export complex.
CCUCCCCCGACCUCCCCCUACCUCCCCCUCCCCGCUCUUUGCCGCGCUGCAUUCUGGGCCCCCAUCAUGUCGGUGACGGACGAUGAAGUUAUACGUAAGCGGCUUCUGAUCGAUGGAGAUGGUGCUGGUGAUGAUCGGCGCAUUAACCUGCUUCUGAAAAGCUUCAUUAAAUGGUGUAAUUCUGGAUCUCAGGAGGAAGGGUAUAGUCAACAUCAGCGGAUGCUUGGCACAUUGGGCCAGUGUGAAUUUUCUAUGGGAAAAACGUUGCUUGUGUAUGAUAUGAACUUGAGGGAAAUGCUCAAUUAUGAGAAAAUAUCUAAAGACAUAGAAAGUAACAUUUCAGCUGCUCAUGACAAGAUUUCAGAAUGUAAAAAGCAGAUUCAACAAGCAAAGCGAAUUCGGAAAAAUCGCCAAGAAUAUGAUGCAUUAGCAAAAGUGAUCCAGCAACAUCCUGAUAGACAUGAAACUUUACAGCAAUUGGAGGCCCUGGGUAAGGAACUUGAACAUCUUUCUCAUAUUAAAGAGAGUGUUGAAGAUAAGCUUGAAUUAAGAAGAAAACAGUUCCAUGUUCUACUCAGCACAAUACAUGAACUACAGCAAACACUGGAAGGUGAUGAAAAAUUGUCAGAAGGUGAGGACUCGCCAGAGACACGGAUGGACAUUCAAAAUGGACAAUAAUGGAACUGCCAUUGAGAGAUUAUAUAUUCUAAUAAAAUGUUAUUUUAUGAUGGAAGAAAUAUUUCAUGUGAAACAUUCAAU